Molecule: messenger RNA, 2957 nt
Organism: Argiope bruennichi
Lineage: Eukaryota; Metazoa; Arthropoda; Arachnida; Araneae; Araneidae
Product: serine/threonine-protein kinase pim-3-like
Exons: 6
Coding region: 152-1090 (312 amino acids)
Biological process (GO): negative regulation of apoptotic process; protein autophosphorylation
Cellular component (GO): cytoplasm
Molecular function (GO): protein serine/threonine kinase activity; ATP binding
Source: RefSeq, a predicted model, not a curated record
UUCAAGCCAGCAAAACGUAAGUAGAUCUCGAAGUGGGAAGUCGUGUAUUGUCUUUAUUUAUAUUUUGUGUUUUGAGUUGAUGAUACAAAGUUUCCCGCACAUUACUACGGACCGUGUUUACGUUGCUUGGAUCUAGUUUGUCUCUGGAAUAAUGUUAGCUAGGAAGAUUCCCGCUUUCAAUAUACCUCUCACAGUUCGAGAGAAAGAUCCUUUCGAGAAAUUAUACAGAGUUGGCCCUCUGCUUGGAAAGGGAGGAUUUGGAGUAGUUUUUGCUGGAACUAGAAUCCGAGAUAAUGUUCCCGUUGCUAUCAAACAAGUUGAGAAGAAAAAAGUGACAGAUUGGGGUCAGCUGAAUGGCCAUGAGGUUCCUUUAGAGAUCUGUUUGUUAAAGAAGGUGAACCAUGUCAAGGGUGUUAUAAAGCUUCUGGACUAUUUUGAACGCCCCGAGCAUUUUAUCAUCAUCAUGGAACGUCCAGAACACGCCAAAGAUCUCUAUGACUUUAUCACAGAAAAAGUGUAUUUGGAUGAAAAAUUGUCGCGUGUGUUUUUCCAUCAAGUUGUGGAAUCUGUGAUCGAGUGUCACAAGGCUGGCAUUAUUCAUCGUGAUAUCAAAGAUGAGAACAUUCUUGUGGACAUGAAAAAUUUAACUCUCAGAUUAAUAGACUUUGGUUCUGGUGCAUUUUUAAAGGAUACCUUGUACACAGACUUUGAUGGUACAAGAGUUUACAGUCCACCUGAAUGGAUCAGAUGUCAGUGUUACAAUGGUCGUGCAGCUACUGUGUGGUCCCUCGGUAUUCUAUUAUAUGACAUGGUGUGUGGUGAUAUACCUUUUGAAGAAGAUGAAAAAAUCUUGAGGGCAGAUGUCAGAUUCAAGAAAUUUCUUUCACCUGAAUGCAGAGAUCUUAUCCAAAAGUGUCUAAGUAUCCGCCCAGCUGACAGGCCGACAUUAGAGGACAUCCUCCAACAUCCAUGGAUGACAAUGCCCCUUGAAAGCCUCCCAUCUCCCAGCAUUCCUGUACGACAUAGUACACGCAUCGAAGGCUCUCUAGAUUUGAACUCUUCCUCAGGGAGCAGCCAAGGAAGCAUAUGACUACAUUUGCAUAAACUAUUAAAUCUAUCAUAGGCAAAAAUUUCAUGGUUCCUAAACGGUGAAGAGGCUUGGCAACGCUUCGAGGCCGAGAGAGAGAGAAUGACCUAUUUAUUCGGGUUCCCACUUUUACCCCAUCUAUGUUUUAUUUAUUUAUUUAUUUUUACUCAUUGUCAUUGCAUGUGCACAGUUCUUGUGUGAAGUGUACUUAAAUAACAGCCAAAUGCAAUUUUACUGUUUUCAGCUUGGGCUAAUUGAGUCUCGUCAGAACCGCAACUUGAUAAUAACAAGAAUUAGACCUUGAUUGCAGUUUUUAGACACAAUAGAUAUAAAUUAUAUUAAGCAAUAUAUGUUGAUUGAAUUUUAAAACCAUAACUGACUUAAAAUCAGCCAUGAAAAUUAUUAAGCUGUAUAUUAAUAAUAAGAGAUGAUAAUAUAUUGAGAAUGAGCUAAUGCUCAUAAGAAGAAGAAUGCUCAUUACUUCAGUUUUAAUCGAUUUAAUACUGUAUUAUAUAUAGCUAGAUAAUGACAAUAGUGGACUUAUCUAUUAGGUGGUUCUGAUGCUCAUCUAUUUGACCUCCAGUCCAAUUCAUGGAUUUGAAAUGAUAACUUUUAAAUCCCGGUCAGCUGAAAACAUUCUCAGAAAUGUCAAAAUUUUUUAAAAACCAUCACUGUAUGAAGCAGUGUUAGAAUGAUUUCUUUCUGUCCGUUUUGAAUUUCCUCUAUUGAAGCCUCUUCCUUAAAAUUGCAUUUGGUACUAACUUACUGAACCUUCAAUAUUCACCUACUGUUAACUUGAAUAUUGCAAUGUGUUGAUGUAUUUAUUAUGGGAUGGCUGUCCCAAAAAAUCAUCUGCCAAAAGUUGUAUUCCAUGACUAAUUUAAUUUGACUAACCUGAUGAAGGCUGCGACCUUCGGGUUGUCGAAGAGGUUCCGAGUUCCUUUAACUGUAUGUUCAUAUUGUGAUGUCUCUAUUGACAACCACAAUUGCCAGCAUGUACGGAUACAUUCCAAAGAGUGAUUUGUUUGAUUCACUCGAGCUAAAUAAGUAUUUAUGAAACAGUGUCAUUGGAAACUAGAUGGAUUCCAUUGUUAUGUUAAGUCCCAGCUGUAAUGUGCUUACCACAGUGGCAGAUAUUUGGGGAACAUGUCAAUUGAAAACUUCUUUAUUUAAAGAAGUGAAUAUGAGAGAAAUUUAAAUUUAGUAUAAUUUUUAGACCUUUUAAUAUAAUAUUAAACUAUUAGUAACUCAAGCUAAAACUGCCAUUUACUAUAAAUUAUUCUAUCCAUAGUUUAUUACUAAAAUGAGGCUUUUAAUUGAAAAAGUAAUUUUUUUAAGAACUUGCUGUUUCUGAAAGGAGAUACGUAGAACAAAUGACAGUUCCCCAGUAGACUAAAUUAUUGAUUGCAUGCCACUGGCUUCUAUUUAUAUCUACUAAUGUCCUAAGUGGGAACCCUGCCUAUUUAUAAGUUGAAAGAAGCGACCACCACUGCCUAGCGGAAUGUGUCCAGCGACCUGUAAAGAGGUCCUUGGACCCCAAGGACUACUUAUUGAGACGAGUCAUUGUGUCUUGUGCUGUCUAUUUAUUACUGUAAAUAUGUACAUAGAGCGAGUGAGCUGCAAAGUUCCUUCUACAUAAAGUCUGUAUAUUUGCAUACUCUAAUUUAUUGCUGCGUGCGAGAGAAAAGCAGCUCAUUGGCCAAACACCCGAGACCGGUUCACGAAAGAGAUGCUGAUUUGUGUUUCUGUGCCUUUAUUGGGCCAGUUGUGCUGCAAAAGCAUUGCUUUUUUUGUACAUAGAUAAUUAUUAAUAACCAGAGGUAUUUUUCUAUGCAGGGAAAUUCCAAAAUAAACUAGAUGUAAAAACCUA